Acanthoscelides obtectus is the source of this 1266-nucleotide messenger RNA. The record is from the annotation of a GenBank genome assembly. NCBI's taxonomy places the organism in Eukaryota, Metazoa, Arthropoda, Insecta, Coleoptera, Chrysomelidae.
ACCGGUCCUUUUUACACAUUAACAUUGGCAUUUUCAAAUACAAACAUACAAAGGUAUUGAAAGCGAUUUUCAACUUAACCCAAAACAAUAUGCACGCACGAUUCAAUAAAAAUGGUGUCAUGCAGAAUGGCUCGGUACUCAUUCAUGUUUUUUAUAGUGUUAAGUGAGCUUAAAUUUUUGUACACAAAAUGACAACAAGCGAGCUGGUUGUUGUCACCCCUCCCAAGACAAACCAACCAUCAUCUCCGCGAGAGUUCUUCCAAAAGAUCUACGGUGAUCUGGAUAAAAAACCUCAACAAGGACAACCGGAAGAUCUCGUCGCUCCGGAUCCAGUCAGAAAGCCGUCUAGCAGAGAUUUGGUGGCACCUAUCCCAGUUUUGGCCACACCGCUUCCCUUUAUUCUGCCGCAUGGCGACACACAACUUGCUGCAGCAGCCGCAGGACUUUCUGCGUUCUUAGCAAGAAGGCGUCGCAAAGAAGGCCGACCUCGUCGUCAACGUACUACAUUCAGCAGCGAGCAGACCUUACGAUUGGAAAUAGAAUACCAGAGGUCAGAAUAUAUCAGCAGGGGAAGGAGAUGUGAAUUGGCAGAAGCACUCAGACUAUCCGAGACACAAAUCAAAAUCUGGUUCCAAAAUAGGAGAGCCAAAGACAAAAGGAUAGAAAAGGCGCAUAUAGACCACCAUUACAGGUUAGUCUUCAAACAAUAAAAAUAUGUUGAGGAGGUUAAUUAUACUACAAAAAGUGAAGUUUAAAGUUAAGGUUGAUUUAAUUGCAAUUCCUAUUUUUAUAUGUAAAGGGUGCCAUGAGAAGGACGGGUCAAAUGGAGAAAAAUUUGGACAAUGUUUAUACACACUCUAAUGCAUUUAAAGCAUACAGAUUACAUCUUUUUCCGAUAUCGAAUUAUUUGAAAUGAGUAAUUUAAUUUUGUUAAUUUUGGAUUGUCUUAAUAAAAAAUAAAAGACUUAUUAUAUCACAGAAAACAAAUGAGCUAUGAUGGAACUACCGACGUACGUUUUAGAUGAAAAUAGAGAGAGAUGCUGGUGAGCCAAACAGGAUGACGUUUACAUAUUUUAGUACGACGUCUCGUUUAUAAGUACAUACAUACAUAAGUAAGAAAGGGAGUUAUAAGCUUAAUGUGUCUUUGUGAAAGGUAAUUUCAUCAUGAGUGUUUUUAAACAUAACUCCAAAAAAUCUGUUCAGCGGUUUUAAGCCGGGAUAUUCAUUUUUUUUAUUCAUUCGUGUUAAUACGAAUUCGUUUUAAUU